CAGAAAAUAGUGACAUCUUCGAAUUACUUGUUUUGAUACAAAAAAAGAAGAUAUUUCUAUGCAAUAAUAAUGUUUUUAUUUAAUUUUCAAAAACUUUUGUUGCACCUUUAAAGAGUUAUUUUCACAACAAAAGGGCAAAAGAACAAGUCUUAAGAACAUUUACCUAAAUGACUUGCAGCACAGGCCAGAUCCACCACUUCCGUUCUUCUCCAUUCACAGCCCAUAUAAUAUUUAAAGGAGAACAUUUAGAAUUUUGGUGCUUAUUUGUCACUUAGUGCCUUUAAUUAUAACUGCAAUAAAGGCUUAUAUAUUUUCAACAUUUCUUUGUCCUUCCUUUCAGAGCUCCAGAAGAUGGGUGUCCAUAAAGAGGAAGAAGAGGUUCUCCUGAUUCAGCAGCAGAACCUACACCUGGAUGCGAGUACCAGUUUGGUCCCACCAGAACCUCCGCCGAUUAAAGAGGAACAUGAGGAAAUGUGCAUUAGUCAAGAAAGACAUCCGCUUGCACAGCAACAGGAGACCAAAGCCUCGAAGUCGACUGCAACUUGUGAGAGAAGUGUCCAGUCUCAGUGUUUGGACCCUGACCAAACUGAAAGCGCAGCAAAUAAAGAUCACCAAUCCCGCACCUCAAGUAAAGACGUGUUAUCUGGAUCUGACGAGGAGAGUUCUGCAGCAUCAGCACAAAGCACCAAUCACCAGCUCCAAUCUCAUGUGAGAGCUGAGAGCCAAGAACACAUAACUUGUAGCCACGAAAAUGCAACACCAACUAGACAUACUAUGUCAACACAAAAUAAGAAAAGCAACGAUGACAACGCAACAUCAGUGUCAGGUACUGAGCAAAACGUUGAUAAGAAAAGCAACGAUGAGAACACAACAUUCGCUACAAGGACAGCAGAAACAUCUGAUAAGAAAAGCAACGAUGAGCCCACGACAUCGGAUACAAGUACAGAGGAAACAUCUCUUAAGAAAAGCAAUGAUGAGCCCACGACAUCGGCUACAAGUACAGAGGAAACAUCUCUUAAGAAAAGCAAUGAUGAGCCCACGACAUCGGCUACAAGUACAGAGGAAACAUCUCUGAAGAAAAGCAAUGAUGAGCCCACGACAUCGGCUACAAGUACAGAGGAAACAUCUCUGAAGAAAAGCAAUGAUGAGCCCACGACAUCGGCUACAAGUACAGAGGAAACAUCUUUUAAGAAAAGCAAUGAUGAGCCCACGACAUCGGCUACAAGUACAGAGGAAACAUCUCUUAAGAAAAGCAACAACAAGAACACAUCAGCUUCAGGUACUAAGCAAACAUCUAAUAAGAAAAGCAACAACAAGAACACAACAUUAGCGACAAGUACUGAGCAAACAUCUGAUGAGAAAUGUGAUCAUGAGAACAUAGCAUCAACUAGAAAUACCAGGCUAACACCAAAUAAGAAACAUAACAAUGACAACCCAACAUCAAGUGGAACAAGUGAGCAAACACUGAGUAAGAAACAUAAUGAGAACAAAAGGUCAAUUGCAAGUUUUGAGACGCCACCACACAAGAGUCGGGAUAGUGAUGCAACAUCAAAUUUGACCGGGCCCACUGAGCCAACAAUGAAUAAUACAACAGAUAAUGCAAAAACAUUAGUAACUAGUACUGAGCAAACACCACAUGGGAAAGAUGAAGAUGAGAGCACAACCUCAAAUGAGACACCAACAGGAAGUAAGAAAAGCCAAGAUGGGUGGCCAACCUCAAAUGAACGUGUUGAGCCAACAGCAAAUAAUACAUCCAACAAUGAGAAUUUCACAUCAACUACAAGUACUGAAAGAACACCACAUAAAUGCAAAGACAAGGACGUAACAUUGAGUACAGAUGCUGAGACAACACCAAAUGAGAACCACAGGAAAAAAACAUCAACCAGAAGUACUGAGCUAAUGUCUAGUAAGAAACAUAAUGGUGAGAACACAUCAACCAAAAGUACAAAAGCGACAACAAAAGAUGCAAGUAAAGUUAAGACCUCAUCAGUAACUAGAGGUAGAAAGCAGACACGAAACCAGAAAUGUAAUGAUGAUGACCCGACGUCAAAAGAAAAUGGUGAGCCAUCUCAAAAUGCAAAAAACCAAGACUGGAGACCAACCUCGGCUGGAAGUGUUGAGCCAAGGCCAAGUAAGAAACCUAGUGAUGGGAAUGAAACGUCCACCAGAAGAACUGAACUAACGCCUACGAAGAAAUGCAACAAUAAAACCACAACGUCAACCAGUGUCACCGAGCUAACUCCAAACGAGCAACGCAAUAACCCAACAUCAAGCAGAAAUAGUGCACAGACACCAAAUAAGAAAUGUAACAAUGAGAAGACAUCAACUGAAAGAACUGCAAAUAAUAAAUCCAAUGAUGGGCCAAUAACUUCUACUGGAAGCUUUGAGAUAACAGCAAAUAUGAAUUGUAACCGUAAGAACACAUCAGCAAAAAGUACUAAACCAAGAACAACAACAAAAAACAACGAUGGGAAAGUUACAUCAGCUACAAGUGCAAAGACGACACCAAAUAAGAAACAUAAUGAUGGGCGACCAACAUCAACCAGUAACGACGAGUCAACACCAAAUAAGAGACAAAACGAUGGGAGCAUAACAUCAAAUGGCAGUACUGACCCAACACCAAAUAAGAGACGCAAGGAUGAAAGGACUACGAUGACCAGUGCAGCUACAACGUCAACCAUAAUAACAAGGCAAACACAAAGUGAGAAACGCAACAGCGAGAGCACAACAUCAAACGUGAAUGCCGACCCGACAUCAAAUAAGAAAGACGGGAGCACAUCAGGCGGUAGCGUCCAGGACAAUGACAACCCUUACAAGUGUGACAGGUGCGGCAAAGUGAUGACCAAUUUCAAAAACUACAAAUUCCACAUGAAAUCCCACACCAUCGAGAAGACUUUUAAAUGCAAGACUUGUGGGAAAAUGUUCCGGGAGAGUUGGGAUCUGAAUAAACACUUAAUGAUUCACGUCGUCGAGAAGCCCUUCAAAUGCACGGUGUGCGGACAGGGGUUCUACCGGCAGUACAACCGCGACCAGCACGCUCGGGUGCACACGGGGGAAAAGCCGUACAAGUGUGACACCUGUGAUAAAAGCUUCAGCACGUGUGUGAACUUGAAGAAACAUGUGAGAAUUCACACGGGCGAGAAACCCUACACUUGCGGCGACUGCGGAAAGGACUUUGCGGAUUCCUCGUCCUUCAAAAAUCACCAGAGAGUGCACACAGGGGAGAAACCCUUCAAGUGCACCUUUUGCGAGAAGACAUUUGCCAUCCGGUCGACCUUGAAGCAGCACAGCAGGACGCACACGGGGGAAAAGCCGUUUGCGUGCGACGUGUGCGACAAGCUGUUCGGUCACAAAUCAGUCUUGAUAAAACACAUGAGGAUGCACACUGGGGAGAAGCCGUACGAGUGCGGUACUUGCGGGGAGCGGUUCUCCAGCUGGUACAAACUCAACAAACACAAGAGCAUGCAUGCACAUGAGUGAUGCUUUAGAACCUGUCUGCAAUGGGUGCUCCAUACUUCUGAUGAACAGAAAUACAUUUCUAGUGGUAUUAGUGGAGUUUUUUUCUACCCAAUCAGCGAUGCACUGCUUAAACAUUGUCGGAUUACCCCCGGGACUUCCACUCCCUAUUAAUUGGCUCGGGGUGGCACUUGAUGUGUCGGACCUGACAGGAUGGAGGAUUUGGACAUAGACAUAUGUAUUCAUCGUAUGCGUCUCCCUGCAGAAUCACUUGGCCAUGUGUCCCUUCCUCCUCCCAACACUAGAUGGUAGGCAUGACUCACGCAGAAGUGUCCCAUCAGACAGGUGUUUAGAUGGUUUCAACCUGCCACAAAUCACGAGAUGCCACGACAACAUACACACUGUACCUUUUUAAGUUGGCAUCGUCCUCAGUUGCAUUGAGACAUAGCAUUGGAUUAAAGCGAUGGAGGCGCUUCUUUAAACUUGCCUACAGCACUAACAGAUAGACAUCUAGCGGACAACCUUUUGCCUGAUGGCGUGUCGUUAAAUAAAAUAAUGGUGCCAAAAAGUGUUUAGUGUAAAGGCGAUUUAAUGUUCAGUUUGCCAUUUAAACUCAUUUGCUUGUGUGUUCCUCUUCCGGGUGAUAAUGUAGAGAGCAGUGGCGGUUCGUCCAUAGAGGGCGCUAGGGCGCCGCCCCUCUUAAAAUUUUGAGAUGAAAAAAAAAAAAAUCCUGUCAAAAAACAUUAUAUGCCAAAUCAUUUAAAUAGUAAAUAUACCGUGUUGACGCGCUAAAUGUGUGUGGGAGACCGUCAGCCUGUCAACAACCACUUAAGUUAAUGUGAAAAAAUAUAAUAUAUCGCCAUUAUCACGGAGAGAAGCCCCUCCCCUUCUUCAGGACACCGUCCCAAUGUGUGUGUACGGCAGCGAGAAAAACAUUUCAGUCGUUUCGGCAAGGACGGCUUCUCAUUGGCGGAUGAAACGUGAAUCUUGGGUCACAAAAAUGUGCGCCAUGGCCACUGGUCACAUCACGUGGACUAUUCGGCAGAUCAGAGACCCGUAUGUUCCCUCAGCCCAUAGAGCAGCGUUGCCAGGUCCGCGGUUUCCCCGCGGAACCGGGCUACUUUUGAAGUGUUGCCGCGGGUUGAAUUUUUUGUCCGUUGGUUCGGGUAGACCUAUUUUGCAUGCAAAUUACAUGAAUGUCUUUAAAUAAAAAUCCAUAUUUUAAAUGAAAUAAUUUAUGCAUACCCAAAUCCUACCAAACUGACUCCAGAUCAGCAAGUACACACACAUUUUAUUUAUGAUAAUAUACUGUAUCUAAUUACACAAUGCCAUUUUAGGACCUAGGUGAAAUAACUGUUUAGGGAAAACUGCUUUUAAUGCUGGCAUACUAAACAUAUGUUGUUACUUUGUAGAUAUUACAAUACAUUUGGCAAUGAUAGCAAUGCUGUUGGACUUUAUAAGCAGUGUAUAUGGUUUGGCACGGGCAUAUUUUGAGUUCUGAUAUUGGGCUGGUUUUUGGGCUGGUUUCGAUUGGCCAUUGGGCUGGUUUUGUCACACAGACCUGGCAACCCUGCUCACAAUGGUUUUAUAUUGCUGAAGGUGAGUUGAGUGAAAAACGAUGUCGCACUAUUUUGGCUAUAUUCUUUAAUACAAAUUAACCGUUUAUGUUACAUACAGUAAUGGUCGCUAAUACGAUCACGGCGUCCAGCUGUCGUGUCAUUUAGACCGUCAACAUAUACGUUUGGUGGCGGUCUCAUUGAGCCACUUUGGCAACGUUUGUUUAGCUACAUCCGGUCGCCCCGACGUAUAUUUUCCUUGUGUAAAUUGUGUUGUUUUGCGUGUAUAGGAAGUGGAAGUGCAGAGACAGAUCAGAAGGCAAAUGUGUGUGUUCUGUUGUCUUCUGCAGAAUAAAUAAGUGCUGGGAAAAUCCACCAUCUGAGCCGACUUCUUCCAUGCCCGUUCCACAUCUGUAACAUCUGCUCUGAACCUCUUUCAUGUGAGGGUGAAACUCUUUUAUUUUGCAAACCUCUGAAACCCAACCCAAUGUUUCUUAAAGCAUUCUGCUCUGAACCUCUCAUGCCCAAAGUUACAGUGUGUUUACUUGUUAUUGGACAGUGUUGAGCACGCUGUGUUCUUUAAAUAAAGCUUUGUUUUUAACAAUA
Molecule: messenger RNA, 5618 nt
Organism: Pseudoliparis swirei
Lineage: Eukaryota; Metazoa; Chordata; Actinopteri; Perciformes; Liparidae
Product: mucin-5AC-like
Exons: 1
Coding region: 352-3480 (1042 amino acids)
Biological process (GO): regulation of transcription by RNA polymerase II
Molecular function (GO): DNA-binding transcription factor activity, RNA polymerase II-specific; RNA polymerase II cis-regulatory region sequence-specific DNA binding
Source: RefSeq, a predicted model, not a curated record